AUGGGAGUGAUAAUGGUGGCCGGACAUGAAAUAGCUCUCAAAGACCAACGCUCUCCUAUGGGGUUCCUGAGUACAGGUGACCAGGCAGCCAAAGGGAAUUAUGGUUUGCUGGACCAGAUCCAGGCUCUGCGUUGGACGAGUGAGAACAUCGCAGCCUUUGGCGGCGAUCCGUUACGGAUCACCGUGUUUGGCUCAGGCGCUGGAGCUUCCUGUGUCAACCUGCUCACGCUGUCUCACUACUCGGAGGGCAACCGGUGGAGCAACUCCACCAAAGGCUUGUUCCAGAGGGCCAUCGCCCAGAGCGGCACAGCCUUGUCCAGCUGGGCCGUCAGUUUUCAGCCUGCUAAAUAUGCCCGGAUGUUGGCCCGUAAGGUGGGCUGUAACCUGGAGGACACCGUGGAGCUUGUGAGUUGCCUGCAGAGAAAACAUUACAAGGAGCUGGUGGAUCAAGACAUCCAACCAGCCCGCUACCACAUUGCCUUUGGGCCUGUUAUCGAUGGAGACGUUAUACCUGACGACCCUCAGAUACUCAUGGAGCAAGGUGAAUUCCUCAACUAUGAUAUUAUGCUGGGGGUGAACCAGGGCGAGGGCCUCAAGUUUGUGGAGCUUAUCGUGGACAACGAAAAUGGCGUGCAGGCUAAUGACUUUGACUACGCCGUGUCCAGCUUUGUGGACGACCUCUAUGGCUACCCAGAGGGUAAAGAUAUCCUACGGGAGACCAUCAAGUUCAUGUACACCGACUGGGCUGACAGGCACAACCCAGAGACUCGCCGCAAGACACUGCUUGCCCUGUUCACCGAUCACCAGUGGGUGGCGCCAGCUGUUGCCACGGCUGACCUCCAUUCCAGCUUUGGGUCACCAACAUAUUUCUACGCCUUCUACCAUCACUGUCAGACAGAACAGGUACCACCGUGGGCAGACGCAGCACACGGAGAUGAGAUCCCGUAUGUGUUUGGCUUGCCGAUGAUUGGGCCGACCGAGCUGUUUCCCUGCAACUUCUCCAAAAACGACGUGAUGCUCAGCGCCGUGGUCAUGACCUACUGGACGAACUUUGCCAAGACAGGGGAUCCAAACCAGCCGGUUCCUCAGGACACCAAGUUCAUCCACACCAAGCCCAAUCGCUUUGAAGAAGUGGCAUGGACACGCUACAACCAGAAAGAUCAGCUUUACCUGCACAUUGGCCUGAAACCCCGGGUCAAGGAGCACUACCGUGCCAAUAAGGUCAACUUGUGGUUGGAGCUGGUUCCUCAUCUGCACAGUCUCAACGAGGUCACUCAGCUCAUUCCCACCACCACCAAGAUCCCUCCACCAGAGGUAACCAACCGUACACCAAAGACCAAGGUUCCGGUGACCAAACGCCCUAACCCGACUCCGUUCCCCACUGAGAGCCAGGACAGCCGCAACCAGCCACACCUGGUGGACCAGCGCGAUUACUCCACUGAGCUGUCAGUGACCAUCGCAGUGGGAGCCUCCCUACUCUUCCUCAACAUCCUGGCCUUUGCUGCUCUGUACUACAAGAAGGACAAGCGUCGGCAUGAUGUUCAUAGGCGCUGCAGCCCCCAGCGUAAUGCAGCCAAUGACCUGGCCCACACUCAGGAGGAGGAGAUCAUGUCCCUGCAGAUGAAGCAGCACUCUGACCUGGACCGGGACUGCAGGGGAGUGGGCGACACCCUGCACCCUCACGAUGUGGUGCUGAGGACUGCCUGCCCGCCGGACUACACUCUGGCCAUGAGGCGCUCACCGGACGACAUCCCGCUCAUGACGCCGAACACCAUAACCAUGAUCCCCAGCACCAUGGGGGGGCUUACCUCGCUCCACUCUUUCAACACCUUCCCAAGCAGCGGGCAGAAUAACACCCUGCCCCACCCACACUCACACUCUACCACCCGGGUAUAGCCCUGUGGAUGUACCCAUGCAGGUAGGACUCUGAUGGCGGAAGCAAAAAGCAAAUGCGGCUGUUGCUCCUGCAGCAGAGACUUAAGGCCAACACGGUGACAAACAGAUAUGUCAGGAGCUGAAACGCCAGCCUGGAGUUGCUAGACACCCAUGGAUUUACAGUGGGAUUGUACGACACCCUGUUAAUACCUGAGGGAAUAUAGUCAUGGGAUUUCUGGGGAUUUGGACCAGAGGAAAAAAAAAAAGAAUAAUUAUGUUUUUGUAGAAAAAUAUAAAGACAAGAAGAAAAAAGUACAAAUAAGGAGUUUAAGAAAAACAACCUCACAAGCUAAAACAAAAAGGAUGAUUUUUUUAUUAUUAAUAUUAUUAUUUUUGUUCUGAUAUUGGAGCAAAACAAGGUACAGUCAACUAUUUUUUUCUUUCUAGUGACAGAUAUGGCCUUCGGGAUCUUUUGACAAAUGACUGCUUGACAGUAUUAUCUGGGAGCAGAGCAGGGCAUCAGAGGCGCCUCGGAGGUGAGAAGAGCACUUUGUAAAAGAAAGAAAACAUAUUGUUUUCCUUUGGCGCCGUUUGUGGGGCACACAGUAGAUGCCGCGCAAACCAAUUUAGGCAUGUGUUAACUUCAUAAAUGGAGGCUAUGUAAGAUAAGACAAAAACAAUUGUUGAAAGGAGCGAAUGAAGGACUGAAAAAAUCAAGGAAAUAAGAAACCCUGUAUGCACAAUGGAAUCAUUUUGAGGAAAAAAAUGUCACUGAUACUUUUCAUCCAUUUAUUUUUGAGGAUCGGGAACAACUUUAUUGUAUAGAACCUAUUUACAUAUCUAGAUCUGUACACUAAGCACCAAGGCUGUUUAAGCCCUCUUCUCUUUUGGGGGGGGGCAUCUGACUGAACCAGUGGGGCGUGGGGAUCCACCUACUGGCUUUCUGGCAGUUCCAACUUCAACACCGAGAGCUGGGGGACAAAGGAUAAUUGGAUAUUUUAGCACGAUGCGCAUGACAAUUUAUCUGCUUGAUGGCUGCUCUGCUGAUUAUGUCAUUAUUAAGAAUAAUUUUCACCCUCUCCCUUGCAUUGGAGUAAUUUCAGACGGAUUUCCUGAUUGGAUUACAGGAAAACACACACCCUCACAGGACCGUGGGAAACGCAGCUCCGGGUUGUGGAUGUUGUGGGCUGGAAUCGGGGACAGGAAUGGGAGGGGCUGGGGAUAUGGUAAAACUUUCUUGCAUAACAUAAUAUAGCUUGAGUGGAGCUGGGCAUAUAAGGACUAGUUUUGUACUCUGUGUGUUGGUACUACUUUUUGAUAGUGUUCAAAUCACAUUACACUGUAUCAAUCAAAGUCAUUGUACCUUCAGUUAAAAUCAGUGUUAUUUGCUAUUGUACCUAUUGGACCACUUUACCGUAUAGAAGUAAUUACCUGCACUGUUUAUUCCAUUACCCAUUUUUUUUUUUUUCCUUUUCUUAAACUGGGAGGUAUGUUGAUUGAGUGUUUGAUAUGAGAAAAUGAAGGGUGACAGUAGUGGAAAAAAAAAUAUGGUGGAUGAGUGAAUCUCUGGUGUGCGUAGCUUUUUCCCCCCCUUCAUCCAGUCACCUUCUUUAGUGUUUAAACAUGAAUUCCUAUACAUGACUGAAACAAGUCAGAGGCCAAGCACAGAUCUCAACGGGUGGAUCUCUGUGGAAAUGCACAGCAGGUGGAUGGAAGGAGGAGCUUGCGUCAGGACAGGUCAAAUCCCAUGAUGUGCUUUUUAUGUAGUUUGCAUUGUUACCCAGGGUUGAUCACUUUUUGGAGGCACAUUGUGUUAUGAGAAGGAAGUAAACAGGCUUCCUAGAGCAGCUGAGACCCACAGUCAUCCCUCUUUACCUCACUUUAAGGAGAUACUUAUUUUCUUUUAUUUGGCUCCACUCUUUUUCUACUAGAUAUUCUCUUCUGUCUCAUCUUUUACCCUGAGCUGACAGGCUGGGCUGUUUAGCUAAACGGUUUCCCCUUUGCAUUCACACCACCUUCAGCCUGUCAGCCAUUGCUAACAUCUUUAGGUCAGUGAAGCCUGGGCAGCUAACAGUGUUAGCCCCUGGAAUGGGGAUGUGUCAUACAGCGAAGCAGGCCGCAGGAGGAUCCAGUUGCUUAAGAGGUCGGAGUUGUUGCAGGGGUAAAGUGGUGAUUUUUAGAACAGACAGAGAGGAGAAUAUCCAGGAUGGCAAGCCUAUUGUGCUCUGAUACAGAAAUCUGCACGCUGGCGCAGAUAUGAUACUUGGUGAGCUGAAACGCUUGUCUCCCUGUUUCCUCUUCACCAAAGUGUAGAUGUGUGGAGGGCUCAGUUGUGAGAAUACAUCCAGUCCCUUUUGGCUCACUCACAACACUGUGCAGUCAUUCAAAAAUAAUGAGCGCAGACUACUGUUACCCCGUAUAAUACUGCAGCAGAAUAGAUGAGUGUGGGGGAUAAAGUCUAGUCUUUUAUAGGGAGUGUUUGUUUUUUGGGAUAAGAUUUAAAUUGAAUAAACUAAUUACAUCUGUUUGCUCCAGAUUGUUACUGCCAGGGCUUGAUCUGGGAUUUAAACAAAAGAAAGAUUCCAAGGCUAUUAUCACAAAUCAUCCUCAUGGGCCAGGGACUUUUUGGAUACCCAACAACAUUAAAGAAAAAAGUGUGAAUCUCAGAAUCAGGGAACAAUCCAUCUUGUGGGUCUGUUGAUACUCUACCAACAGCCUGCUAUCUUUUAGCUCUAGUGCUCAUUGUGCUAGUUUGUGAUCGGCAACACACAUGCAAACAUAUGGAAAUGAAAACAUGUGUGUAAACAUCCGAACACACAGCCAUCGGCUAGAUAAUUAGGCCUGGACUUACCAAGUGUUUAUAUAUCUAACCAAGAUGUUGUAUGUAGGCUAACGCCCUGAUUCCGUGCACUUGGACUCAAGAUUUAUUAGUCCCACAUAAAAAGCAACAUGACCUUGCUUUUGUAUCCAGGCCAGUGGCUGAAAUACAUUUCACAAGCUAUGGAAGGGAACCUUGGACAACAAUGAAAUACUGGUUUACACUGAGAAACUUCUAAGUGAUGAGAUAAUUUUUUUUGAAAAUGAAAAUUCCGUCAACACUAUCAGAUUUAAAGACCAAGAAUUCCUUAAUAGAUAGGCUGUCAUACAACAAGUCGUAGACUGUCAGUCUAAUGCAGCAUCUGGGACGCAAUCCUCAAGGUGACAGCAAAGGACUAGCAUGUCAUUCCCUGGAGAGCUGAAAACAAAGCAAAGCAAACUCUCACGUUAGGACAGGGGUAGCAAUUUGUAAUUUUGAAUAUUGAAACGUUCAUUACUGGCUUAUCCGAGCCAGCAAGCUACACAAAUGUUGGGGGCCAACCAGUAGUCGACCAUAUCGCUCAGCCAAGUCACAACAAGAACUCUGAUGAUGACCAACUCUAUUAGAGUGGCCAUCUUGAAAACACAAAAACAUUGUGCAGUCAAGAUUCCAGCAUUAGAGUAUUGUCUUUCAAAGCCACAGCCAACCACUACUCUACUUUGUUAACUCCAUUUGGGUCAAAGCCAUUAUGAGUCAUACCUUCAUUAUCAUUAUUAUGAUUAUGAUUAUUAAUAUUAUGUUGCACUUAAAUGCCUUCAUCAACCACUUCACAUUUGAAAUCUAGAAUUGCAUGGAGAGAGAAGUUAUAUAACUUGUCAGGUGUUGUCAGCCAACCAAUGUAGGUAUGUAUGAGUGCAUACAAUAUAUUAUCAUGGAAAAUGGAAAUUAGCUCUAAAUAAUUCAUCUAAAAAAAGAAUAAGGAAAUUGAACAUGGAUUGGGUUAGGUCAUUAGUGAGAACUGCUUUCCAGAUAAAUGGCAUAAGGAUAAAGCAAGGGCCACCCAUUGAAUUAAACAUGUAAUUGCACCAACUGGUAAAUAGUCAAGCUUUUGCAGAGCCAUGCUAAGUAGCUGAGAGCUGAGGACAGAUGCUAAUUAAAAACUUUACAUGGGCUCAGGGUUGCGGUGUAUGAGGAAAUAGAUUAAAUAGCUUUAACAUGCAUAUGAACUGACAGAGAGGAAACAUGGCAGAAGAAACACACGCUAAAGACAGCAUUACUUGUAUCACCGAAAACUAAAGAGUCGCAAAAAAACCCAGAAAUGAGGUUUAUGGGUUGAGCUAGCUGCACAAAUUGAGAGUCAGUUAAGGAAGAAUUUAGUCGAACAGAUUUGAUCGCUAACCACAGCACCCCAGGUGAUUGAGAAGAUGUGGAAUUAAAUCAUCCGCAGCACUAGGGGAGGAUAAAAAAGGAUUGUGAAAAACAAUUCACUGACCACAGACACAGAAUCCAGCUCCUUUAAUGAGACUUAAGAGCAUGAUAGCCAUUAGUGGUUGGUUAUGAUAGAUCGCCUGCAAGCGGAGUCAUGGCACACCGCCCCACUUAAGACGCUCACAUAAAUACAUAUACCACAUAUGAUCAUUCCAACCUAUUAACAUAAUAAAGCAUGGGCAAAAGCAUCUGACAUUCAACAUCUAAUGCGAUUUGCUGUCGGGCAGCCAUGUUGGGGGACAUAUAUGAUUUUUAUAAUUUCCUUUAUCUACAAAUGACUCAAACUGAAUAAUAUUACAACCAUAUUUUGUUUGCAUUAAAUACACACAUUUCUUCGCUACAGAUUUAGUUGUCAGCCAGAUGUCACUGUCCUCUCGCGGACACACACUUACACGAUCAGUUGGAUUUAGAUGUUGCCCUGUGAAGAUGAGUUUUAUUCAGUGUUUUCCUUCAAAGCAUUUAUUAUUUUGGCCUAAAGACCACGCAUUUCUUACCUCAUACACAUUCACCAAUUCUCUUUUACUGAAUUAGUGGUUGGAAACCAUCUUGCUUUAAUUUUCCUCUCCUGAAGUUUCAUGUUAAAAUGCCAAUUGAUAGGACCACAAGUUUUCAAAUGCUCCACAGGGCAUACCUUUAAUUUUGAUUUUCAUCAAACCUAAGCUCACUCAUAAUUUACAACAUAUGCUUCAGAGUAAGGGCUAGGACUUAACAGACUAGGGCUAACAAUAUAUCAUUAAUUCACUGUAACUGAAAGAAGUCUUAUUAAAUAAUAUUUCAAUAUUUAAUGAAAUAACUCAUUUAAAACCAUCAGCACCACAUAAUCUCAUGCUUUUCAUUUCAUUAGAUCUACAGACAAAUGUUGUUUCUGUGUAUAUAUUCCAAAAGACUACAUCCUCAUUCCAGGCAGUAGCAAAUAGGGUUUAGUGAUCAGUUUACUGUAUGGGUAUGGUAUGGCAAGGUCUUAAAUAUAUGACAUAGGAGCUGGACUGUAGUCAGCUCACUUCCCUCAAGAAAUCUUCAAAGAUUCUCUGUAUGAUGAAAUUAAAACGAGAUCGUACCACAAUCUCUCCCAAACGUCUGCGUCUGCAAAGUAACUGCUUGUGUAUCAUUUACAGAACAAAAUGCAGAGAGCAAACUGGAGCUUCACAUUAAAGAAUGAACUGGGAAAUAUGGCAAAUGCUUCUCUCGGCUGCCGUGAGCGAGCCUGUUUACAAAGUAUUCAGUGUUUCCCAGGACACUUUGAUUAGCACUUAGACCACCGCGCGACACUGAACCUCUCCCCUGAAACCCCGCUGCCUGCUGAAAUUCUUUUUUAACAGCUCUUUUAAAGGCAGGGCCACUCACCCACCUGCCCCUGUGACAGAGGAAACAUUAGGCCUUUAAACUGAGAACUAAUAACAAUAAAACAUGACUGGAUAGUUAAACGAGCAAAUAAAAUAUGAAAAGAAGCUCAAAUUUAAUUGCAGCUUUUAUACUGUUUAUAUGCUGUGGCAACUUUAACAGGGAACCUUACGGCUUUUAUUUUUUCACACCUUUUGUUUAAGUUCACUGGACCGUUAAAAACCAUAAUCACCCCUUUUCUCACCUUUUUUAAUGUAGUCUCUGGUUCAUGACUGGAUUAAUGUUUAAUAGAAUAUGACAAUUCUAAUAUUUCCUCAAGUCUCUGUGGUCAGGGAGUGUGUUUCGUUUUUUUUUGUGUUUGGUAAAACACUGGCAUAACUGCAAACUUUAAAAAAAAACACACCUGGCCAAAUUUUGUGUCGGCCCAUAACGAGUGCAUUUACAAUGUUUUUCUCCAUUGUCAUAAACUGAGGCUUGUGUACAUCUUACCGUUGUUUAAUUCUGCCAUGUGCCUAAUUUCUCUUUCUGUGUUCAGAUUUAUUUGAUUAUUCUGUUCAUUGUAUUUCUGUGCCAUGUGACACCUGGCUUGUCCUGAAUAAGACUUGAAUCUGGAUUCAUUCAUGUAAGAUAAUAGCCUGAGAACGCCCCCCGCAGAAGAGAACGACUCCCAUCCAGUGUCAAAGAGGGGAAAUCUGAACCAAUCCAGGUAGCAUUUCUUCAGUCAUUUCUGUUGAAUCCCAACACCAGUAUGUUUUAAACAAGACAGUACAGCAGGGUGAGUAUGAAUCCACACAGUUUGGGACUGAAGAUACUUAAGAAACCCUGUUCUAGGGGGACGCUUCACUUUUGUUCCAGUGUCAAUCUGCCCUGACCCUGUGGUCGACAGUCAGCCCGCUCUGCAGCGUGCCGGACAGACGUGGGAAAGGGGAGGAGCGAGGAGCACUGCGAAUGAAUGUAACGCAACGUGCCAUUUUCUAACCUCAAAUCGCAGCAGAAGUGAGAACAACCAGACCUCAGAUUCAUCCUGAGAGGUUUUUGCUAGCAGUCUGAAAACUUCAUGUGGAUUUGUUCUUUUGAAUGCCAUUUGAAACAGGGGACACUAUGUGAGCUGGUCUGGCAUUUGUAAUGUAGAUUAUUUGUCACUUGUCUUUCUUUCUGGUUAAAUAGUAAUUACUCUUCUGGAGCACAAUAAAUGAUUUUAAUAUGCU
Molecule: messenger RNA, 8709 nt
Organism: Hippoglossus stenolepis (Pacific halibut)
Lineage: Eukaryota; Metazoa; Chordata; Actinopteri; Pleuronectiformes; Pleuronectidae
Product: neuroligin-1
Exons: 8
Coding region: 1-1896 (631 amino acids)
Biological process (GO): synaptic vesicle endocytosis; chemical synaptic transmission; postsynaptic membrane assembly
Cellular component (GO): synapse; cell surface; postsynaptic specialization membrane
Molecular function (GO): neurexin family protein binding; signaling receptor activity
Source: RefSeq, a predicted model, not a curated record